AUGGAGAUGGCCAUGGCGCAGGAGGUGCAGCAGAAGCUCACGGAGGUGAGCGGCAAGGAGAGCGCAGCCAUGGAGGCUUUUGGCAAGGCCUUGACGCAGAUCCCAGUCAUCCUCGCCGACAAUGCUGGCCUGGAUGCGGCGGAGCUGGCGGGGCAGCUGCGAGCAGCGCACGCCAAAGGAGAGCACUCCACUGGCUUGGAGUUCACCUCCGGUGGCGUGGCUGACAUGAAGCAGCCCGGGCUGGGCAUCAUGGAGUCCUUUAGGAGCAAGAUGUCGCAGCUCUGCUCCGCGGCAGAGGCGGCAGAGAUGAUCAUCCGAGUGGAUGACAUCAUCAAGACCUUCGGCACAAGGGAAGGGCACGGGUUCUUUUUCCAAAACGGGUCCUCGCAGAAGCUUGCCUGCUGA
This is a messenger RNA of Symbiodinium necroappetens, 405 nucleotides long. The record is from the annotation of a GenBank genome assembly. NCBI's taxonomy places the organism in Eukaryota, Dinophyceae, Suessiales, Symbiodiniaceae.